This is a messenger RNA of Pogona vitticeps (central bearded dragon), 1606 nucleotides long. It is a transcript of the gene SERPINF1, whose product is annotated as serpin family F member 1. Gene Ontology annotation, molecular function: serine-type endopeptidase inhibitor activity. Lineage: Eukaryota; Metazoa; Chordata; Lepidosauria; Squamata; Agamidae. Gene Ontology annotation, biological process: positive regulation of neurogenesis; negative regulation of angiogenesis; negative regulation of endopeptidase activity. The record is from RefSeq and is a predicted model, not a curated record.
GCGUCAGGCUUCCCCCUGCUCUUUCCCACACAGCCUGGUCCCGUAGCGCUGCAGUGGAGGAGGAGGAGGAGGAGGACAGAGACUGAGGCUGGCUUCAUCCUCAUUUCACACAGCGGCCGCACACAGGAUCCGCAUUUCCCGUCAGCCACCCUUCCUCAGCUCCAAGAUCUCGUUCUUGGCUCCACGAUGCCAAACCUGGUGGUUCUCCUGUGGCUGGGACUGCUGGCCACCUCCCCCUGCAGAAGCCAAGAUGGUGGGUCAACAAACACCAACCCACAGGUGGACAACGCAGGGGGUGCCCCAGGGGAGGAGGAGGAGGAAGACCCCUUCUACAAGAGCCCCGUGAACAAGCUGGCUGCCGCCGUCUCCAACUUCGGCUAUGACCUCUUCCGGCAGCAAUCCAGUCGGGUGCCCACCGCCAACGUCCUGCUGUCACCCUUCAGCAUUGCCACAGGCCUCUCAGGCCUCUCCCUGGGUGCUGGAGAACGGACGGAAGACUUCAUCGCUCGUGCUCUCUUCUAUGACAUGCUCAACAAGGCGGAGAUCCACAACACAUACAAGGAGCUCCUGGCCAGCCUCACGGCUCCCUCCAAAGGCCUGAAGACCGUUUCCCGCCUUGUCAUGGAGAGAAGGCUACGAAUGAAAAUUGGGUUCGUGAACGAGCUGGAGAAGUCCUACGGGGUCCGUCCCAGAGUGCUGAGUGGAAACGUCCGUGUGGACCUCCAGGAGAUCAACAGCUGGGUGCAGCAGAGGACUGGAGGAAAGGUCACCCGCUUCCUUGGGGAGAUCCCUGCCGGCAUUAGCAUCCUCCUCCUCGGAGCAGCUUCUUUCAAAGGGCAAUGGGUGACCCGCUUUGACUCCAAGCUAACGAAGCUCCACGAUUUCCACCUGGACGAGGACAGGACAGUGAGAGUGCCCAUGAUGGCAGCCCCUCGGGCCAUCCUGAAAUAUGGCUACGACUCCGAGCUCAACUGCAAGAUUGCUCAGCUGCCCCUGACGGGAAGCCUCAGCGCCAUGUUCUUCCUGCCUGAAAGCGUGACCCAGAAUAUGACUCUGAUUGAGGAGAGCCUGACCUCAGAGUUUGUCCGCGACGUAGACAAGCAGCUCAAGACAGUCCAUGCCACGCUCACCAUGCCACGGCUCAAGCUGACCAGCGAGGCUGAGCUGACCAACACACUCCAGGAAAUGCGGCUCCAGGCACUCUUUUCAACUCCCGACUUCAGCAAGAUUGCUGCCAAGCCCCUCAAGCUCUCUCAUGUGAAGCACAAAAUCACUCUGGAACUCAGCGAAGAUGGAGCGAGCGCCACCUUUCCUUCGGACACAGAGGCUGCCCGCCUCAACUUCCCCAUUGCCUACAACCUGGACAAGCCCUUCCUGUUUGUGCUCUGGGACAAUGAGACGGGAGCGCUCCUCUUUAUCGGCAAAAUCCUGGACCCUCGGAAUACUUAGACCCUUCGCCCAACCUCAAGCGCAGCCUGUGGUCAAGUGAGCAAAAGGGCGGGUGGGGAGAGUCUCUCGGCUGCUCUGCCCAGCCGCACUUGGAGAGCCCCCCCCCCAACAACGGUUAUGCCUAUAUGUGCCUCAAUAAAAGUGCUUCCACCUUGAA